AUGGACGGAGCGGAGCGGUGCGUCCCUCAGCUGAACUCCUCCUGCCUGAAGCCGAGUCCUCCGCCCACCGCCGCCAUGCUGGUCUACGUCCUGCUCUCCGCCAUCUGCAUCGUCACCGUGGCGCUGAACCUGCUGGUCGUCAUCUCCAUCUCCCACUUCAGGCAGCUCCACACACCCACCAACCUGCUGCUGCUGUCGCUGGCGGUGUCCGACCUGCUGGUGGGCCUGGUGCUGAUGCCGGUGGAGAUCCUCUACAUCGAGGCCUGCUGGUUCCUGGGCGACGCCGUCUGCACGCUGUACUACGUGGCGGACUACGUCAUCACCUCGGCGUCCGUGGCCAACAUGGUGCUGAUCUCGAUGGACCGCUACGUGGCCAUCUGCGACCCGCUGCGCUACCCCGCCCGCGUGACGAAGCGGGCGGCGCGGACGGGCGCGUGCCUGGGCUGGCUGGGCUCGCUGCUGUACCGCGUGGUGCUGCUUAACCGCCACCUGAGGAGCCCCGGCAUGUCCAACUCCUGCUUGGGGGAGUGCGUGGUGGUCAUCAGCCACCUGGCGGGCGUGGUGGACCUGGUGUUCAGCUUCAUCAUCCCCAUCGCCGUCAUCAUCUUCCUGUACCUGCGGGUGUUCAUGGUGGCGGUGACCCAGGCCCGGGCGCUGCGCUCGCACAUCGCCGCCGUGGCGGCGCAGCGCUCGGGCGGCGCCGCCGCCGCCAGCACCAUGAAGCAGGAGAUGAAGGCGGCCGGGACUCUGGGGCUGGUCGUGGCCGUGUUCCUCUUCUGCUUCUGCCCGUACUACGCCCCCACGCUGGCGGGCCAGGAGACGCUGGUGGACGCCUCGGCCGCCGACUUCGAGAUCUGGCUGGCCCACUUCAACUCCUGCCUCAACCCCAUCAUCUACGCCUUCUUCUACCCCUGGUUCAGGAAGUGCAUCAAGCACAUCGUCACCCUGCAGGUGCUGAAACCCGGCUCCCGAGACAUGAAAAUCCUCUGA
Salarias fasciatus (jewelled blenny) is the source of this 990-nucleotide messenger RNA. Its product is annotated as trace amine-associated receptor 13c-like. Gene Ontology annotation, biological process: G protein-coupled receptor signaling pathway. The record is from RefSeq and is a predicted model, not a curated record. Gene Ontology annotation, molecular function: trace-amine receptor activity. NCBI's taxonomy places the organism in Eukaryota, Metazoa, Chordata, Actinopteri, Blenniiformes, Blenniidae. Gene Ontology annotation, cellular component: membrane. The transcript is spliced from 2 exons. Bases 1 to 990 code for a protein of 329 amino acids.